CCUGACGUAUAAUUUCUGCGCGGGUCGCAUAAAAACAUUAGCUAGUGUAUCGACAUCGACCAUUGACAUCGACGAGAAUGAAAAGGACCGGCUGCUCUUGCUUUGCUUUACGUUUGAUUUAAGCAAAACAUGCUCUUAGCUGAACUGACUGUGUAGAUCAUAGACUAACACACAGUCAGUGAGUAAAUACUGACCGUUUGAGACAGUUUGUAGUUGAGUUUUAAACCCGCAGGACACAGCUGCUGCUGACACCAGUGUUUUUGGACUUAUCUUGCAGAAAUAUGAUGGAGGAUUUCUCUGGUUUGGCUCUGCCUCCUCUGUUUGGAGGACACAUCCUGGAGGCAGAGCUGGAGCCUGGAGGUGUGGAGCUGGGACCGGGAGAGGUGGAGCUGGGCCCGGGAAGCAAUGAGCUGCUGGAGAGUUCAGCACAGGAGGAUGAAGAGAGAAGAGCUCUUGAUAAGAGGAAAUAUCUGGCUCUGAACAGGAGAUGUAAAGACAUUGAACAGGUGAAUCAGAAGAUUCUUGGUCGCCUUCAUCAAGUUCAAAGAAUUACACGGCGCUUGAAGAAGGAGAGACGGUUUCUCAUGAAGACUUUAGAUGCUCAUGGAGAUGACUACAGAAAUGCCCAGCUCACUAUACUUCUAGAGGAUGAGCCUGGAGCCCAAUUAGAUCCUGCUGAUGGAGUGGAGGAUUACCGGCUCAAUGGUGUGUCUUGUUCCACUUUGUCUCCAGCAUUGCAUCAUGCUGCCGGACCAAAGCGGAGGAGGCACCGAAUUCCACGGCAAGAAAGAGAUAAAGACCAACAGACUGAACCAGACAUGUCAGUGUUGGCAGAGACACAGUUUGGAGAAAUGCCCAGCCCAACCUCUCUGUCUCAUUGAUAAUUGCACUGCAGCCCUAGAGAUGAUGAUGAUGAUGAUGAUGAUGAAGAAGCACCCAGUUUCUCAGUAGAUACACUGCCUCUGUUCAGCCAGGGUUUUGCACUGUUUGUAGUUUUACUUGAACAUUGUGAACAGAUUGUAAAAUAAGAUGUUUUUCACCUGGGUAUGCAUGAUUCAGAAAAUAUCACGAUCCCAUAUCAAUUUUUAGGCUCAAGAUUCGAUUCAAAUCGAUUUUCGAUUCAAAAACGAUUCUCGGUUAAAAAAACGAUUC
Messenger RNA from Perca flavescens (yellow perch), 1152 nucleotides. It is a transcript of the gene tfpt, whose product is annotated as TCF3 (E2A) fusion partner. Gene Ontology annotation, molecular function: DNA binding. The record is from RefSeq and is a predicted model, not a curated record. Lineage: Eukaryota; Metazoa; Chordata; Actinopteri; Perciformes; Percidae. Bases 282 to 881 code for a protein of 199 amino acids. The transcript has 7 exons. Gene Ontology annotation, cellular component: Ino80 complex. Gene Ontology annotation, biological process: positive regulation of apoptotic process; apoptotic process; apoptotic signaling pathway.